CGAGAACCCAAGAGGUUCCGGCGAGAUCCUCGUAGGUAGUACUAAGUCAAAACAGAGUAGCAGUGGGAGAUCGACGAGAGAACAAAAGUGAGAGAAAAGAAAUGUACGCAAAAAUGAAGGCUCCCAUGCUCCUACCGCCACCAGGUAGACAAGCGGCUGGAGUGCCGUCAUCGUCGUCAAGUAGCAGCAGCGCAGCGACAACUGCAGCCGCGGCCACUUCCGAAAUCGUCACGCGAUUCCCUGCACCCGAGCCACCCAUGCACCUCGAGCCGUCCACCUUCAAGAAGCAGUCAUAUCAUCAAGCACUCCUACGCUACUGUAGCGCACCGGACUUGGCACUGAUGCUACAAGCGCACACAGAAGGGACGCUGAUCAACAGGUACUACCGCUUCCAAGUUUUCAGAGACUGGUGCGCCGCGCGGCCAAUCCCUAUCUAUGAGCCGUACGAGAUCGAGCACAUCAGGCUGUACUGCCUGCACAUAGCCGCGGUCAGCGACCACUCCAAGCUGGCGCUGACCGCUUUUACCGCGGUUACAUACCAAUGCAUCAUGCCGCCCAUCAACCCGAAGACAGGCCGAACAUACCAAUGGCUAGCGUCACACCCGUGCGCCAUAAAAGCACUAGCAAUAGCACAUGACGAUGUGAAACGAACCGUCAAGAAAGAGGAGCAGCACAAGGCGCCGCCCAUCCAGCUACAAGAAACCGCCAAACUGCAUACCAGCGACCGGCAACACAUCGUAGUAUGGACCCAUUUAGGAGUACGGUGGAGCAGCUACUCCGAAAUUCGCGAUUGCGACGUGCAGUGGAAAACUGGUACCGCUACAUUCAAGAUCACGGCGGACAAGAUACUAGAUGCUCGGGAUCGAUACAUCACGAUCGCAUGCACAUGCACGGAUGCCACCACCAACAAGCAGCACUGCCCGAUGUGCUGCAACGCGGUCCCGCCAGACUAUCCAGUGGACGAGACGAGAAUGAAGAUGGCACUACGAGCGAUCCGUGCAACUUUUCAUUCCCCACGGCGGACAAAUGCCAUUAUGGCCAGGCACCAUAUCCAGCAAGGAAAGCACUUCAACUUCGCGAGUUAUAUGGCGGAUAGAGGAUGGGUAACGCUGGCCACCUUCUUCGCCUACUGCGUGGACUUCAAGGAUUAUGAUGCGACCAAACUGUUACCCGCCGAUGCAAGCCUCAAACGAGACGAUACGUCCUCUGCCAACAUCCAAUUCCCCAAGAGCAAAAAGCAACUGGAGACGCUGCACGACGCGGCGAGGCAAGCCACCGAAAAAGAGGAAAGUGACACCAUCGACGCUAUCCUCACACGUAAAGCAGCACUACAGCAGGAUCAAAACGGAUUCUAUAUGUCUCAGAACGCGCUGCUGGCGAAGGGCAGCGUCACACAAAGGGGGAAGGAUACCUUCGUACCUAAAGCACGAAAAGUAAUCCCUAUGAAGGCGGCAACGCCGCGCCCAGACGAAGUAGACGCGCUGCCUCCCCGGAAAAAAGCGGCACCGCUGCGCAGAAAACUGGCGGCGUCCGAUUCCACGACGGGCUUGAGGGCGAACCGAAAGACGCGAGGCGAACCCAAGUCCGGCGUGGCAGCGACGGGAGCCGGGGUGAUGAAGCGCGCCUCUGCCGCUUCGUUGCCUGGAAAAACCAAAAAGCACGUUAAAAGAAAGUGAACCUGCUCACACUGUGCGCCCGAGCAAAGUCGCGCCACGUGCGCCACGGUCUCCACGUGAGACCAAGCUAUGGUGGAUUUAUUGAGCACAAGUGUUCCGGCUGGGACACUUCUAUUCUAAGGUCCCCUUGCCUGCUUGGGCUGGUUGAAUCAAAUAAUGGGCUUAGCGGAUCCUUCGCGCUCAGAUCUAAGCUCUGGCUACUCAUAAAAUCAAACGAGGGCUGCGAUCUGAGAACUCAGCAAAUUUAUAUAGGUAUCUGUAGUCACCUAUUAUUCUACUGGGCCGCAAAUGAAAAAUUAACCUAUUGAAAAAAUUCUGGCUACAGGCAGGAGGGACGCUGAGAGCGUUGGUCUAGAAAGGGUAGAUCUGUUUUA
This is a messenger RNA of Amoebophrya sp. A25, 2050 nucleotides long. Lineage: Eukaryota; Dinophyceae; Syndiniales; Amoebophryaceae. The record is from the annotation of a GenBank genome assembly.